CGGAAAUCUCCCACCACAAGUAGUACAGGAGACGCGCGCUUGGCUCAAAUUUGCGCGUGCACUGAAAGAGGCGGAUACGACAAGAGACGAGUUACUUUUGCCUACUCCAGGAAUGAUCCAAGAUGAAGCAGGCGCAUCUGCUUCGAGAACGUUGAUAAAAGCGAAAAGAUCUAAUCAAGACGAGGCUCGUCUUUUGGUAGCACAAAGAUCUACGAAACAAGACCAGGCAGAUGAUUCUUCUAGGUUGUUGGACUCUACUUUCAGUUUCGCUGCCGCUUCAAAGCUCUCGCACACUAACGCUGGAUUAGCAGACCAUGUGGCUUCGAAGAGAGGUGCGUCGAUGGAGUCACAACAUUCGAUUACAGGAGACGCCCCCAAGAUGGGUACUGUAGAAGUAGGAGAAGAAGAAGAGCAGGAUCAUGAGACAGACUUUCCAGGACGUGAAGAAGCUGCAGAAGAUGAUCAUGAUCGGGAGGAAGAAGAUGACCAAACGGCAGCAGGGCUUGCUGAGGAUCGUGCUGCUGAUAGUGCGACUCUAGUAGGGCAGCUGAAGAAUCUGAUUGCCGCGGAGGCAGAAGGACUAGAGGUGGAAAGUAUCCUCGAGGAAACUAUUCCUGGGAUGGAAGAGCUGUUGCCAGAAGAAGCGGACGUUGUAAAGGAACUGCGUUUGGAGCUAUCUGGGGUUGUCAACGAUGACCUCGCGGAGUUACUAAUCAAGCAAGCCGUCCUGAAGGUGAACCAAGAGCGCCUUGGCGACUCGACAAAGAAUUCUUCAGGCUCGAAUACGGAUAUACCCCAAGGUAGCACCAGCGACGAUGAACACGAAAAUAGAAGAACGCGUGGUGGUGGCCCGAGUGCCGAUGAACAAGAUGGACCUGACCGGGCUGGCCACAUUACAACUCUUCAUGAGGCGGGCAUGGCGAUCGCGCGGGAUGAAGAUUUGCGAGGACAGAGAUUUCGGCAAUAUCGUCCCGCUGGUGAAAAAGGACUAGACCCGCAAGUGGUGCUCAGACGCGGACGUAUGGAAGGAAGUACGUUUCAUGACGAUUUUUUGGAUGAUCUUGUACAUGAAGAGGGAGGAGACUGUGUGGUAGACGCGACUGUGGCAGCGGUAGCUGCAGAAAUAAAAAGCGGCGGCUCGGUGCGUGAUCGAAAGAUGGCUUUUAUGGCGGAAGUGCAGCGGCAUUUGACGGGCGGAAAA
This is a messenger RNA of Amoebophrya sp. A25, 1201 nucleotides long. Lineage: Eukaryota; Dinophyceae; Syndiniales; Amoebophryaceae. The record is from the annotation of a GenBank genome assembly.